Momordica charantia (bitter melon) is the source of this 1834-nucleotide messenger RNA. Lineage: Eukaryota; Viridiplantae; Streptophyta; Magnoliopsida; Cucurbitales; Cucurbitaceae. The record is from RefSeq and is a predicted model, not a curated record.
CGUUUUAAUCGAACGCUUCGUAGUGGCCAACCAAACGAAAGGUGUCAAAUUUCGCUCCACAAGUUUUCUCACCUUGCCCGCCACUGCCUACCUUCCUCCGUCUCUGCUCCGAUUCAGCCUUAUCACGCUCUGAAUGAUUAUCGAUCAGAUGAACUCCAACGCUUCCAAUCCACAAUCUUCCAUGGCGGCGUCCACUGCUGCAGAUUCCUCCGGCAAGAAGGUCCGGAAGCCCUACACCAUUACCAAGUCCAGAGAAAGCUGGACCGAAGAAGAGCACGACAAAUUCCUCGAAGCUCUUCAGCUGUUUGAUCGUGACUGGAAGAAAAUUGAAGAUUUUGUAGGUUCAAAGACUGUUAUUCAGAUUCGAAGUCACGCCCAAAAAUACUUUUUGAAAGUCCAAAAAAAUGGAACGAUGGCACAUGUACCUCCACCACGCCCAAAACGCAAGGCUUCACAUCCUUAUCCACAGAAGGCAUCCAAAAAUGUUUUGGUACCGUUGCAAGCAUCAAUGGCUUAUCCUUCUUCAGUUAAUACCCUAGCACCUGGAUAUUCUCCUUGGGACGACACUUCAAUAAUGAUCAACCCUUCAUCUAGCAAAAUCAUGCAACCACAAGAUGAAUUUACAAAUCUUCAUAGAUCUGACGCUGAUAUUGCAUCAGAAGGGACAGCGAUGAUCAUUAGUAGCAGCUUCAAUGGUAUUGGGAGCCCUGAUAUGGCUAACCAGGGAAAACAAGCUCCUAUGCUUCACGGUCUACCAGAUUUUGCUGAAGUUUAUGGCUUCAUUGGAAGCGUUUUCGACCCAGACAGUAAAGAACAUGUGAAUAAACUCAAGGAGAUGGAUCCCAUCAACUUCGAAACAGUUUUGUUGUUGAUGAGAAACCUCACUUUUAACUUGUCCAGCCCCGACUUUGAACCACUCAGGACAGUGUUGUCAACCUAUGAUGUCAAUACUAAAACAGUGGCAGUCACAGCAGGAAUGCCUACAAAGACGCAUACAGAUGACAUAUCCUGUUGAAUAACGUAGUACCUAAAACUAGCUCAUUACUCUGUAUCACCUCUUAUUUCAUCUGCCUAUUAAUUUUCGAAGUCGGAGUGUUUGAAAGCCGCCCAUACAACGGUAGCCAGGGCAGUUAGAUCAGAAGAUUGGGUUAAAAUUCUCCGACUGAUUCUUUUGAGGCUCUUUGAAUUGGAUCCUCAUCUUGGCACCUCACCAAGGCUCCCACUUCACUGGUUUGGCCUAUAACCAAAUGUAUAUUUUGUAAGAUCUGUUUGAUGAAAUUUUGUCUUUUGCUAAUAAAAUACAGCCCGUCUCUACGAGGGCACAUAUCGCUCGGAUCGUUGAACUGGAAUGUGGCUCGUUUGCAGAGUGGUAAUGGCUGGAUGCGCAUUUUCUCGUGCUUGUAUUGUUUCACCACCUCUUUUGUAGGUUGUUUUUUGCCAAGCAACCCGGAGGAAGGAAAUUGGUUAGUAUAUAUAAUAGAAAUGUGUUUCUUAAUAAUAAUCUUCCUUCCCUUCUAGUUAUUGUCUAUUCGACGUUAUACAUCUGUUUAAUUUACAUUCGUUUUCAUAACUCAGUUGGUAAGAUAUCUCAUUUCAUGACUAAAAUGGAGAUCGGGGCAGAUCAAGAUCAUCUAAGAAAUAUAGAUCUAUGUCAUGCGAGAUCACUUCUUGGUAUAAAAAUAUAGCUAAUGAAGUGCCUUUUAUAUUUUAUACUUUUUGUUUUCAAUUUUUGAGCAACAUGGAAUCCAUGUGGUAAUUGUUCAUGUUUCUCGUUCCUCGUUCCUCAUUUGUAAGUAGGUACAAAUUUUGGAAACAACAAAAUCAAGUUUUUUUA